Messenger RNA from Recurvomyces mirabilis, 1755 nucleotides. RefSeq lists its product as uncharacterized. The record is from RefSeq and is a predicted model, not a curated record. The transcript has 7 exons. The coding region runs from base 1 to 1755 and encodes 584 amino acids. Gene Ontology annotation, molecular function: transmembrane transporter activity. Gene Ontology annotation, cellular component: plasma membrane. NCBI's taxonomy places the organism in Eukaryota, Fungi, Ascomycota, Dothideomycetes, Mycosphaerellales, Teratosphaeriaceae. Gene Ontology annotation, biological process: transmembrane transport.
AUGGUCCAAGAGGACAGUGAAAGCAAAGAUGCACAUCCCGCAGACGUGGGAUGCCUGUCGGCAGCAGAAUCAACGAGUGAAGGCACCAAGCCCGAUGUACUACCCAACAAGGAGGCCAAAGGUGCCAGUGAUACGGAGAUGCAGGUCAACAUCGUCGACCAACACAAGGGCGUCCUAGCAGAAGAGGACUACUCAGUGUUCACGACCAACCAGAAGCGGGCGAUCAUGGUGAUUGGUUCCCUCACAGCCUGGCUAAGUCCUAUGACUGGAUCCAUCUAUUAUCCUGCUCUGAAUUCCAUCGCCGCGAGCUUGCACGUUACGAGCUCGAAGGUCAACCUGACCGUGACAACAUACCUCAUCGUCCAAGGCCUGGCACCAAUGAGUAAGUCGGAUCUCGGCUUCCCCUCAAUCCUGUCAGAGACUCGUGGCACGACUCAUCUGAUUGGGAUCGAAUCGCUCCUGAUUGCUGGAUUCUCCGACAAAGCCGGUCGUCGACCAGCCUACUUCAUCUGCUUUGUAAUCUACAUCAUAGCCAACCUGGCAUUGGCCUUACAGAAUAGCUAUGUGGCACUACUGGUCCUACGUAUGCUGCAAUCUGCCGGCAGUAGCGGUACAGUGGCCUUGGCCCAAGGGCUUGUUGGUGACCUAGCUACAUCAUCCGAACGUGGCAAAUACGUCGCCUACGCUUCCGUCGGAACCUUGUUGGGCCCGACUGUGUCACCCAUCAUCGGUGGCGUGAUCAGUCAGUACUGCGGGUGGCACUGGAUCUUCUGGUUCCUUCUGAUACUCUCGUGCGCCUUCUUCGUGGUGUUAGCUCUCUUCCUACCAGAGACGUGCCGGAAGCUCGUUGGUGACGGCUCUGUGCCUCCUCCGUGGACUUGCGUGAACAUCACAGACACACUUCGGCACAAGGAACGAGCCCAAGACGGUCAUGUCGUGGACGAAGAGAAAAAGGCAGAGCUUCGCAAGAACUUCAAGCUCAUCUUUCCAAAUCCUCUUGGCACACUCCUGGUUCUUGCGGAUCUGGAGAGUGCGCUCAUUCUGAUCGCCACAGGAUUAGCCGUGUCAUGCUUUUACGCCAUCUCUACAGGUGCCUCUGUAGCGUUUAGGGAUCUAUACGGUUUCGAUGACUUAUACGUCUCGUUGAUGUUCCUACCGAUAGGCGUUGGGGGUGUGGUAUCCGUCUUUACAACUGGGAAGCUGAUCGAUUGGAACUGUGAGCAUCGUCGGCACGCAAAACGUCUGAACUUCCCUGUUGUGAAGAAUCGACAAACGGACCUCUCGACAUUCCCGAUCGAGGCUGCUAGGUUGCAGAUCGCACUUCCGAUGUUUCUACUGGGCGUCGGCUCGAUCAUAGGUUAUGGCUGGAUGAUGGACCACAAGGUAUCCCUGGCUGGCCCGAUAGUUAUGCUCUUCAUCCUUGGCUACAGCCUCAUCGCUGCAUCUCAAACACUCAACGUUCUAAUCAUCGACAUCUACCCUGGACAACCGGCCACAGCUACAGCCGCGAACAACGUCACCAGGUGCUUGCUUGGGGCAGUUGCGACCGCGGCUAUAGGACCGAUGAGCAAAGCAAUGGGAAAUGGCUGGGCUUACACUACACUUGCGCUGAUCUUCCUCGCUACUUGUGCGGGUCCGCUGGCGACAAUGAAAUAUGGUAUGGCUUGGAGGCAAGCAAGGAAGCAGAAAGAAGACAUGGCGAGGAAGCAGAAGGAAGAUAAGAAGGCAGACAAAGCUGCGAUUACGAAAGGUUGA